AUGAUCCAUCGAAGACUUAGCAGUUUACUGCUAUCCACCUUUCUUCUCUCACUCUUUCCACAAGUAGCAACCGCCCAACAGAUCGGCACCGGCAUACCCGAAGUCCAUCCCCGUUUCCGCACCCAGAGAUGCACCAAAUCAGACGGCUGCAAAACGCAACAGACGUAUCUCGUCUCCGACGCCCGGCACCGACCCUUCCACAACACCGAAGGCGAAAUCGUCGAAUGCUCCGCCGCCAACAAGGUGCUCUGUCCCGACGAGGCCACCUGCGCCAAAAACUGCAUUCUUGAGGGCGUAGAGUACGGCAGCUUAGGCGUGCUUGCGAGUGACACGGCCGUGACGCUACGCAACUAUCUUUUCGACGGGAAGAAGCACAGGGCCAUCAGUCCGCGCGUGUACCUACUUGCAGAGGAUGGCGAGAACUACGAGCCGAUCAAGCUGUUGAAUCAGGAAAUCAGCUUUCAGCAAACGGGCCCUUUCCUUUGCAACGGUGAUCAGUGCGACGAGUCAGAGAAGAGUGGAAGCGGUAUGUGUGCCAGAAAAGGUUGCGGAAUCAAUCCGUUCAGGCUUGGGGCCCCAGAGUUCUACGGCAAGGGCCAGAAACACAAGGUUGACACCACCCGGCCGUUUACAGUCGUCACCCGCUUCUUCACAGAUGACAACUCGACGACUGGCGCCCUCACCGAGAUUAGGAGGGUCUACAUUCAGGAUGGAAAAACGAUUCCAGCCACCUACAACUCGAAUAUUAAGGCUCUCAACCAUGCCAACAUUCCGCCCAGCGGUGGCAAGUUUGAAGGCGCGUUGACGGAAGGGUACUGCAGUGCUCGGGACUUCGACGACCAUGCGCGGUUGGGUGGAUUGAAGACAAUCGGCCAGGCACUGGGCCGUGGUAUGGUCAUGGUAUUGAGUAUCUGGAACUCCGAAAGAGACUCAAUGGCGUGGCUGGACGCCGGAAAAAACGGGCCAUGCCAGGACGUAACUUUUUCUAACAUCAGGUGGGGCGAUAUUGGUUCGAAUGCAUAA
Neurospora tetrasperma FGSC 2508 is the source of this 1023-nucleotide messenger RNA. RefSeq lists its product as uncharacterized. The coding region runs from base 1 to 1023 and encodes 340 amino acids. Lineage: Eukaryota; Fungi; Ascomycota; Sordariomycetes; Sordariales; Sordariaceae. The transcript is spliced from 3 exons. The record is from RefSeq and is a predicted model, not a curated record. Gene Ontology annotation, biological process: carbohydrate metabolic process. Gene Ontology annotation, molecular function: hydrolase activity, hydrolyzing O-glycosyl compounds.